UUAUUGAGGAGGUGAAAGUAGCAGCAGAGACUGGAUGUGUGUGGACGGAGCUUGUUGUUCCAAAGUCAUAUACCCUCUGGAAAUCUUGUUUUCAAAACAUCCCAAGUACAACUUUCCUCAGCACGGAGCUGUGCUGCCUGUGAUGCCUAAGUUCAUGGCAGUGCUGUGUUUCUAACCUGUGGAUACAAUGCAGUGCCAAGCAGGCUGGGUGGUGAUUGAAGUUAUCUGUAGGUUCCUGGGGAUAUCUACAACUGCAGUACUUAUUGGAGUUGGAAUUGAAACUUUGCAACAAGGACAAUUUCCAAGUCUGGCUUAUUAUUUAUUGUUUGCAUCAGCUGCAGUAGCAAUCUGUGAAGGAUCUUUCUUCUUGCACUUAUUCCUCACACGUUGUUUUAGUUGUCAAAAGGAGCCCAGCCUAUAUGUCUACUUAGGGAAAACAGCUCGUAUGGGAGGAUUUCAAAAAUUCGUAGGAUAUGGACUCCUCUCUGUGGCAUGUUUCCUUCACCCUGUCCUAGUGUGGCAUGUUACUAUUCCAGGAACCAUGUUAGUUGUUACUGGCUUAGCCUAUCUUGUCUUGAGUAAGCGGAAGAAGAAUAAAGAUAAAGAAUGUAUUUCCCAGACAGAUUAUUACACAGACCCAUCCACCACAGAUGUUGCCCUAACAAGGGCUGGAGACACAGAGCAAACAUACACAUUCACUGGGAAUCUAAAAGAAAAAAGAGAAUCACUCCUUACGCAGAUGAGAAGCAUUCUCAAAGUAAAAAAGGAUCAACCUCUAUCCAAGAGCCAAGGCCCUGACAAAAGUUAUAAGGAUGUUUCUGUGGACAUAUCUCCGAAGAAAAAGCAGGUACACUUUGAAGAGAAAGUCAUCAAAAUCAUCCCUGCGGAGGAAGGAAUUCUAGAUGAUCAGGACAGUGAAGUGGAGGAUACAACCUCAGAUACGGUUCCUAUAAUAGUUACUGAGCCCAAACAUGCACACAGUACGUUACCUAUGACUCCUGGCAUCUUCUAAGGAUGCAUUACAAAAUGUAUAGAGAAAUUUACACUUUAAAUUCUGUUGAGAUUCUAAGAAGGACUGUGAAUCUCCAUUGACCUCUUAUUGACUGUUUGAACUGAAUAAUCUUACCAAUAUAUGUACCAAGAUACAAUGUGAAAAUUAUCACCUGUACUUCCAUUUUCAAUGCAGAAUGCACCAAAAACGCUACAUAAAUAUAUUGUAUGAUAUUGUCUGGCAGUACUGUGAAUUAAUGCUAUGUGAAAAACCAUAUGAUUAAACUUGUUAUCAGAUCAUUUUAUUAUGACAUAUAAUGUUCUAAUGGAGUAAAAUGCUCUAAGAUCUGGAUCUUAUUCCAAAAGAAUUACAAGAUUUACAAGUUAUACUAUAUUCCUGUAAUAUGAUCAACUAAAUUGUUUUACAGAUUUAUCAUCUAUGUAUAGCUUCCAGAUGUCAAAUAGAAAGAAGCAAGUGUUUAAACAUUUAUUCUAUAAAAUGUGUGUUUCAGAUUCUCCUCUACUAUCAACAUGGUAUACUUUUUCUGUGUGUUACAUACAAAAGUGAGAAAUGUCUCAAGAUUUAAGAAAACAUAAAGGUCCCUACAUUUAACAAAUAAAUAGAAAAAUAUUAAGAUCAAUAAGCUUUAGAUGUUCCAUUUUGUCCAUUCUACCACCUUCCUUCUCCAAUGUAUUAGCAUUUUGGAGAAAGCAGACUGAUUUGUUUUCUGGCUGGGAGGUCACCUACGGCAACACAGACCAUUCUCCAGUACCUUCAUCAGCCUUAAUAAUUAUGUCAGUUUAACUCCCUUAGGAGUCUGGGAGUGCACCCCCCACCACCCCCAAACGCACACACACACACAUGUUUAUAACAUAUUAACUUUUAGCCAAGCUUAGUGAUCAUGUCUGUAAGGG
This is a messenger RNA of Hyla sarda, 1905 nucleotides long. It is a transcript of the gene TMEM72, whose product is annotated as transmembrane protein 72. The record is from RefSeq and is a predicted model, not a curated record. Lineage: Eukaryota; Metazoa; Chordata; Amphibia; Anura; Hylidae. The coding region runs from base 188 to 1012 and encodes 274 amino acids. The transcript has 5 exons.